Molecule: messenger RNA, 4037 nt
Organism: Urocitellus parryii (Arctic ground squirrel)
Lineage: Eukaryota; Metazoa; Chordata; Mammalia; Rodentia; Sciuridae
Source: RefSeq, a predicted model, not a curated record
AGAGAAGAGAGAGGAGAGCGCGAGGCGAGAGAGAGAGAGAGAGAGAGAGAGAGAGAGAGAGAGAGAGAGAGAGAGAGAGAUAGGACUUCCUCCCCGUUCGCAAAGUGAAGUCACUUCCCAAAAUUAGCUGAAAAAAAGUUUCAUCCGGUUAACUGUCUCUUUUUCGCUCCGCUACAACAACAAACGUGCACAGGGGAGCGAGGGCAGGGCGCUCACAGGGGGCACUCAGGGAGGGCCCAGGGCGCCAGGGAGGCCGCGCCGGGCUAAUCUGAAGGGGCUGCGAGGUCAGGCUGUAACCGGGUCAAUGUGUGGAAUAUUGGGGGGCUCGGCUGCAGACUUGGCCAAAUGGACGGGACUAUUAAGGAGGCUCUGUCGGUGGUGAGCGACGACCAGUCCCUCUUUGACUCAGCAUACGGAGCGGCGGCCCAUCUCCCCAAGGCCGACAUGACCGCUUCGGGGAGUCCUGACUACGGGCAGCCCCACAAAAUCAACCCUCUCCCACCACAACAGGAAUGGAUCAACCAGCCUGUGAGGGUCAACGUCAAGCGGGAGUAUGACCACAUGAAUGGAUCCAGGCGCCAGCUGCCUCAUUAAAGAGCAGUCUUUAUGCUGGGCUUCACCUGUACCCACCCUUAGCAGUAGCUGUUGAGCCCCAUGGCCACACUGUCUGGCGGAGGCACAGAGAAUGGAGGGAAGUCUGGCAGGCGAGCGGGAGAGGGAGUCUCCGGUGGACUGCAGCGUUAGCAAAUGUAGCAAGCUUGUAGGAGGAGGCGAGUCCAACCCUAUGAACUACAACAGCUACAUGGACGAGAAGAACGGCCCCCCUCCUCCCAACAUGACCACCAACGAGAGGAGAGUCAUUGUGCCCGCAGACCCCACGCUGUGGACGCAGGAGCACGUGCGGCAGUGGCUAGAGUGGGCGAUAAAGGAGUACGGCUUGAUGGAGAUUGACACCUCCUUUUUCCAGAACAUGGAUGGCAAGGAACUGUGUAAAAUGAACAAGGAGGACUUCCUCCGAGCCACCUCGCUCUACAACACGGAAGUGCUGUUGUCACACCUCAGUUACCUCAGGGAAAGUUCACUGUUGGCCUAUAAUACAACCUCCCACACAGACCAGUCCUCACGACUAAGUGUCAAAGAAGAUCCUUCUUAUGACUCAGUCAGGAGAGGAGGAUGGGGCAAUAACAUGAAUUCUGGCCUCAACAAAAGUCCUCCCCUUUCAGGGGCACAAACGAUGAGUAAGAACACAGAACAGCGGCCCCAGCCAGAUCCAUAUCAGAUCUUGGGCCCCACCAGUAGCCGUCUAGCCAAUCCUGGAAGUGGGCAGAUCCAACUGUGGCAAUUCCUCCUCGAGCUACUCUCUGAUAGUGCCAACGCCAGCUGUAUCACCUGGGAGGGGACCAACGGGGAGUUCAAAAUGACGGACCCCGAUGAGGUGGCCAGGCGCUGGGGAGAGCGGAAAAGCAAGCCCAACAUGAAUUAUGACAAGCUGAGCCGGGCCCUCCGAUAUUACUACGAUAAAAACAUUAUGACCAAAGUGCAUGGCAAAAGGUAUGCCUAUAAAUUUGACUUCCACGGCAUUGCCCAGGCUCUGCAGCCACAUCCAACCGAGUCGUCCAUGUACAAGUACCCUUCCGAUAUCCCCUACAUGCCUUCCUACCACGCCCACCAACAGAAGGUGAACUUUGUCCCUCCCCACCCUUCCUCCAUGCCUGUCACUUCUUCCAGCUUCUUUGGAGCAGCGUCACAAUACUGGACCUCUCCCACUGGUGGGAUCUACCCUAAUCCCAAUGUCCCUCGUCAUCCUAACACCCAUGUGCCUUCGCACUUAGGCAGUUACUACUAGAACCUUACUCAUCAGCGGCCUUCUAGCUGAAGCCCCAAUUCUCACUCUUCCUGGACACUUUGGACUCUAAAGGACAUAGGUGGCCUUGAAGAGAAAACAAAACUGGAUCUUCUUUUUCAUUGGAUAGAACUUUUGUAUUUGUUCUUAAAAACAUUUUUUUUAAUGUCAAUAACUUUUUCUUCCUCUACCUAAACAAAGAGAUGGAACAUUCCAUGGGCCAGUACGCCAUUUUGGAUUCUCAAUCUCCUAUCAUCAUAUGAGUUGAGUAUUUAGAUGACUGGAAUGGUUAUAUCAUGGUUCUGAGAAAGAAGCUAUGAUUUUCUUUAUAUUUGUGUGAGCAGAGCAGUUUCUUAUCAACACACGGGUCUCAUCAUUGUAGAAUUCAGUACAAUAAUAGAUCAUGGACUUAACCAGUCAUGUUCUGGUUUGAGACUUAGUGAAAAUAGACACAGGAAGCUUAUAAUCUUUUGGGGGGGGGAACCUAACUCAGUGGAUGGCAACUGGAACACUGGCUGUUAGCCAGUGAUGUUUUCACCCAACUGGAAUUUGAAAGAAAGAACAUAUAUGUGUGUAUUUAAGAAGCCAUGGGCAUUGCAAAAUCCCAUCCGUGGGCAAUAUGUACUCACUGACCAUUCUCUCUAGAAAUAGUCAAGAAUAUGAACUAAGAAAUUUUAAUGCAAAUACAGACAUUCCUAAAAGACAGAGAAUUAAAUAAAUUUUUUAAAUGACAGUGGGUCCCAGAACUUUGAAAAGUCAUAGGGAUUUCUAACUUGAAGAGAUUCGCAAGCGCUGUGCGUUUGUCAGACCAUCAGACCAGGGUCAAUCAUUCAAAAGGCAACUUACUGUAUAAAUUAUGCAGAGUUAUUUUCCUAUAUCUCACAGUAUUAAAAAGUAAAUAGAUUAAAAAAUUAAAAAGAUAAAUAAACGAGUUGACCUCGGUCACAAAUGCAAUUUUACUAUCAAAUCAGUCAUUGUUAUUUUUUUAAUGUAAUUUGUACAUCUUUUGUCAAUCUGUACAUUUGGGCUAUUUGUACGUUUUUAUAGCUGGUUUUUAAAAAGCAUAAUGUGACUAUUGCUGAAAAGAAAACAGGGCGUUUAAGUCAUUGAUUUACUGGGAAGAGAAGCACUGGUACAGUUAUUUUACAGGAAUGCACAGGCAAGAAAGGACAAUCCAUUUAAAUCUUUAAUGCUUUGGAAACGUUUGUAAAUAACAGAACUGCAAUAAUCUCAACGCUAAAGAGAACAACCAAACUUUCCCUUGUGGAGACGAGGGAUUUUCCUGCUCCAUAUAUGCAAUAUAUUUUUUAGACAUUAAAAUAUAUAUAAUUUUGCAGGUAAUCGUUGACUUUUUAACUAUAUUAAGUGUUAAGCUGACAACUGUCAAUGAAGACUAUGUUGUAAAAUAAUUUGACUAAAUAAAUUGUGCCUUCUUCUCUCAGAACUGCUGACACUGUUUUUUUAUUUACCCACUGGUCAAAUGGUUUACCAGGGCAAGUUUCCUACUCAGCACUUAUAACAAGAAUUUCUUCAAAUACAUACACAAUUCCAUAUAGUAGAAGGUAUAAAAUUCAUGUGGGUUGGCAUUGUUGUUGAUAAUGUUGGCAGUUUUUUUGGUUUUUUUUUUUAAUGCUAUAAAUCUUCUUUCAGUCUGAAAUGGUUUUAUAAGAGGAGAACAAAGGCCAUGGAUAAUCUGUGUCCAAGGACCAGAACAAAGCAAACAGAUCCAUCCAGGAUGGACCUCGUCCAUUGCACCUACCGAGCACUUCAAAACCAGGUGGUCAACCUCCUGACUUUCCCAAAAGAGAACAAGAGCCCAGCUUCCUUUUGGUCCCAUGCCAGGAUUUUAUGGACCGUGCAGAUUUUUAAGGUCCUUUUCCUUUCCAGAGAAGAAACUUGCUUCAAAUUGCUUAACUGUUAUGUAGUUUGUUUUCAUUUCCUCUAUUACACAAUCAAAAGGAAUGAAACCCUGAAAGUCCUUCAUGUUGCAAGGACACUCACAGCAUUAGCAACCUGUGGCAUUCUCAGGUAAAAUGGAGUACAUGCUGGUUCCUGUCUACCAAAUGAAAAGAGAUGUGUUCCUGAACAUUGGUGUCCAUUUUUUUAAUCUUGCACCUCACCAUUAAAAAAUAUGUUAAACACAUAUUUUCCAUAUAUGCACAAUGACAUAUACAACGGUUACAUUAUUACUACA